AUGGAUGUCCCUGAUGACUGGCAGAUCGGUCAAGCACAUGUUGCCUGGGAUGAUCUGCGUAAUCAAAACAGCCAUCUACCUCAACAUAAUGCUCAAACCGCACAACAAAGUGAACCCCAACCGCAGUCUCAGUCUCAAUAUCAAUAUCAAGAUCAAGAUCUUGACAUAGAUUUCGACACGGCCUUCGAACAACUAUCACCCAAACCAGCUCCUUUAUCAAGCUGGACGGGUCCUUACUUCAACAAAGCAACCAAUUUCUACAGUAGCCAUGUGUCAAACCUUCUGCCAGAAAAGGAUGUCGAACAGACUCGGCUGUUUGAACUCUAUCGACUACACAUGGUGUCCUUUGAACUCAAUCAGGGGGACACUCUUGUUUUCAUCGACUAUCCUGUCCAUCAUAAAGGCGUUCUCGACUAUACCGACUGCAAUGGCAUAGUCUAUAAGUCACAGAAGUUCCAAGUUCACUCGAGCAAGCUGCUCGAGACUGGUUCUCCCAAAUUCGCUGAACUUCUUGGCCCUACAUAUCAAUUCAAAAUCCAACGUCGUCGGAAGAUGGUCAACAAACUACCCGACGGUAUCAAGUAUUUGCUUGAUCUGACUCCACCCUCGGAAGGAGAUGAAUUGUGCAACAGGCAACCGAAAGACCCAGAAAACAACGAAGGUGUGGAUGCCCAUGCCGAGCAAGACAGCGCAACUCCCAUUGAGGGGAAUGCACCCACCGGUUACAGGUUGAAACAGCUAAAGCUUGACCCAGAGCGUGCUCUACAGAUGAAAGCCACGAAUGAAGGGGCUUACGAGACACCUCUAUAUCGACAUAUUCCUGAUUAUUGUCCAAUUCGUCACCGAAACGGCAUCGUGAGGCUGCUCAUGUUGAUUGAAGGCAAAGGAUGUAUCCUGGAUUCAGCUCCGAGACUAUUCACUAUUUUGAAGUUGAGUUGCCUCUUUGAAUGUAGCUCCAUUCUUACCGAUCGUGUUACUCAAUGGAUAAUGCACGGCCAGAACACUGCUUUCAUCGAGGUCUUGCCCGAGGAAGCCUUGCAAAUUGGGUCUCUGCUCAAGAUUCCUCCUGUCAUGGACUCUGCUUUCAGAAUCCUCGUCAACGAGCUUGCUCUCAAAUUGGCCGCCGAUCCAACAAAACACAAUUCCCACAGUCAGACGACGAUAUUUGGGAGGCGACUAGGCCAACUCCCCGAUGAACUCAGUAAUAUUGUGCAACAUGCAGCACAGGCGCUCAUCGACAGAGUAUCAGAAAUCAAUGCGACCUACAGAAACCCAGAUCUCUUCAGUUCAUGGGACAUAGACGAGUGGGCCAAGCUGCAAGUAACUGAACAGCUCCUCGAACAGGAAAACACGCACCUUGGUCGAAUUGCUUUGGGAAAGCUUCGUCUUCUCAAGAGUGCCCUGACCCGCGAGUUCACGCACGCAUGGGAAGACGCGAUAGACUCACCACCAGUGGAUGGCUUUGCAACAUACAACGACAUAGAUCGAGACCGCCUGACAUACGUGGAACCCAUGGAUUUUGACAAGAUGACUUUCAUCAUGAUGGAUUUUAAUCCAAUUCAGAUGCUACUCUGUGCUGUGCCCUACAACGAUCUCGGUGUUGAACUGGAUAAUCGAAGAUGGAACAAUAGUAGGUGUAAACUGGAUGGAUACAUGCAUAAAUCAUACACCGAUCUAGUUCGAGAGGCAACAACUGCGCUCGACGACUUUCUUGAGUGUACGCCGAGGUUAUUCAACAAUCUGUUGUGGAGUCGUAUUCUUGCACUCGGAGACCGCGACUUCCCAGAAAUGGGCAUGCGUUCCUCGUACAGGCCCAUUGUAUCACUAAGUGCCCUCGAAGCUGCUGUGAAAGAUCGACUGCGGCCACUGACUCUUUCGUGGAGACGAGAAAAUUUCGAGCCUCCUCUCAACCUGACCCGCCAUUUACUCCUCACACUCACCGAAAACGAACUCAAAUACCUUCCUCUUUGGUGUGGAGGUAAUGAUGACGGAAGCGGAGGCGUCUUUGGGGAUGCAAUUCCCUCAGCGGACUUGCUGGUGGCACCUAAUGGCCCAGGUCCUGGUUUCCAUACAGGUCACACAAUUUCAACCCCUUCGAGUGUCUGUGGUUCCAUCAUUGACGACAUGGAUGCGCUACGAGUCUGGGGCAGUACGUCCGGUGCUUCGAUGACUCAAGACAGACUCAUCGCGUCGGAGUCGUCUUUUACCCUUGGCGAGUCUGAUGUUGAGUUCACAAACGCCAGGUACGCCAUGCCCGCGGACCAUCAGACAAUGGGCGAAGCGGUCAACAUGACAGUCGAAACAACAGACUCCGAGUCAGCAUCCGUUACCGAAGCCUGGAGCUCAAACAUAGAUGACAGUGAUGAUGAUGCUUGCAUGUGGGACUCUGAUGAUAGUGAUAAUACUAUUGUCUGA
Fusarium redolens is the source of this 2415-nucleotide messenger RNA. RefSeq lists its product as uncharacterized. The record is from RefSeq and is a predicted model, not a curated record. The transcript has 2 exons. Lineage: Eukaryota; Fungi; Ascomycota; Sordariomycetes; Hypocreales; Nectriaceae. Bases 1 to 2415 code for a protein of 804 amino acids.